GGAACUGCAGUCCCUGUGGGGCGGGCUCCGCGGCCGCCGGACUACAGCUCCCGGGGGGCCUCGCAGCCGCUGUACUACCGAUCUUGGCGGACUGGCUGCGGGGUCGCGAUGCUGGUGGCGGCGGCCGCGGAGCGGAACAAGGAGCCCAUCUUGCGCGUGCUGCGGCAGUACCUGGACCCGGCCCAGCGCGGCGUCCGCGUGCUUGAAGUGGCCUCGGGCUCAGGUCAGCACGCGGCCCACUUCGCGCAGGCCUACCCUCAUGCCGAGUGGCAGCCGUCUGACGUGGACCAGCGCUGCCUGGACAGCAUCUCGGCCACCACUCAAGCCCAGGGGCUAGCCAACGUGAAGGCUCCGCUGUACCUGGAUGUGACCUGGAAUUGGGAGCAAUGGGGCGGAAUCCUGCCGCAGUCGCUGGACCUGCUGCUCUGCAUCAACAUGAUCCACAUCAGCCCCCUGAACUGCACCGAGGGGCUCUUCAGAGCAGCAGGACAUCUGCUCAAACCCAAGGCACUGCUCAUCACCUAUGGGCCCUACGCUGUCAAUGGGAAGAUCUCUCCCCAGAGUAAUGUGGACUUUGACCUGACCCUCAGAUGCAGGAACCCAGAAUGGGGGCUGCGGGACACAGCCUUCUUGGAGAAUCUGGGCCAGGCCAGCGGCCUGCUCCUGGAGAAGAUGGUGGAUAUGCCAGCCAACAACAAGUGCCUGAUUUUCCGGAAAGAGUAACCCCCCCUUCCUCAUGCCUAUGUCCCCAAUGAGAACAAACCCAAGACAGCCAGUCCCUGCCUUCCAGGACCUUGCCCAUUCCAGGGGCUCUUGGUCA
Molecule: messenger RNA, 820 nt
Organism: Molossus molossus (Pallas's mastiff bat)
Lineage: Eukaryota; Metazoa; Chordata; Mammalia; Chiroptera; Molossidae
Gene: METTL26
Product: methyltransferase like 26
Exons: 6
Coding region: 109-723 (204 amino acids)
Source: RefSeq, a predicted model, not a curated record